AUGACCGCCACGCCACAAGCACCCACCCACGCCAGUCCACCCAUCAUCCUACGCAGGUGCUACAAGACCACGAACCAGUUUCCGCCUGCACGCUUCGUCUGGCUCCUUUACGCUCCCCCUCCUUUUACCUUCCACCUUGCCUGCCUGUCCUAG
Molecule: messenger RNA, 153 nt
Organism: Plenodomus lingam JN3
Lineage: Eukaryota; Fungi; Ascomycota; Dothideomycetes; Pleosporales; Leptosphaeriaceae
Source: RefSeq, a predicted model, not a curated record